AUUAAACUAUUUAGAAAAUAUCACCGUCACAUUAAUCAUCAACCAAAUUAACCCUUUUAUUUCCCCAAAUUGUGAUUUCGUUGGAUUUUGGUGGGGCUGUGGCCUGUGGAUGCCUAAUCGGUUUUCACUUCACAUCCCGGUGACGUCAGCAUCGGUUUCUGCGUGCGCAAAGUCGCUUGCUUUUGGUGCCCCCAAAUUCCCAUUUGCUAUUAACGUGAUCCUCUCUCAAUUCCUUUUCAGUAAUCGAAUUAGGGUUUUCAAAAAGUCUUCCCUUUUUCCCUUCGUCCUGUGGUUCCGUGAAUCCCUUCAAGAACAAUCACCCUAGCAUGUAGGUUGGUGAUGAGCGGUAAACCCUAUUCCAAAUGCUGACUUGCAUUUGGGGUGUCUUUUCAAACUACAUUCUUUCUGGAAUUCGAUAAUAGGUGAUUCUUGAAUUAAGUUGAUCAUAGAAUAGAAGCUUAUGGAGUCGUAUUUGUAGCUUCUGAGAAUUUUGGUUUGGAGCUGUUGGCUAAAAGAAGGUGCUCCUUCAGAAAGUGGGGUAUUUUGCACAUGGCUCCAAAUCUGAGGCUAAGAUUGUGUGUUCCCUUGUUGUUUUUGUUGUUGAGUUUUCUCUUGAAUUCUAAUGCGGAAUUGGAUCAUCGAGUUUCACAUAAGGUCAUAGCUGCUCCUCAUAAAGAUGUGGGGACAAAUGUAAUUGAUGGCACCGGUGUAGAGAAUGCUUUUAAUUUUGAGAAUGGCAAUAGCGUGGUGGGUAGUAGGAAGGGUGGAAGCAAUAAGGUUUCGGUUUCAACUGUUGCGUUGUUUACGCUGGCAAUGGCAGCUGCCACUGGUUUAGGUGCCGUGCCAUUCUUCUUUGUGGAGCUUGAUCCGCAGUGGGCUGGAUUAUGUAAUGGAAUGGCUGCUGGUGUCAUGUUGGCAGCGAGCUUUGAUCUGAUCCAGGAAGGGCAGGAGUUUGGUGCUGGAAAUUGGGUUGUCACUGGGAUUCUUGCUGGUGGAAUCUUUAUUUGGCUAUGUAAGAAGUUUCUUGAGCAGUAUGGGGAAGUAAGCAUGUUGGAUUUAAAAGGUGCUGAUGCUACCAAAGUUGUUCUUGUUAUUGGAAUAAUGACUCUCCAUUCUUUUGGGGAGGGAUCUGGUGUUGGGGUCUCAUUUGCUGGGUCAAAGGGUUUCACUCAAGGCCUAUUGGUAACUUUGGCUAUUGCGGUACACAACAUUCCUGAGGGCUUAGCUGUGAGCAUGGUACUUGCAUCAAGGGGUGUCUCUCCACAGAAUGCUAUGUUAUGGAGCAUAAUUACAUCUUUACCCCAGCCAAUUGUAGCCGUUCCUUCAUUUAUUUGUGCUGAUGCAUUCAGCAAGUUUCUUCCUUUUUGUACGGGAUUUGCUGCUGGGUGCAUGAUUUGGAUGGUUAUUGCAGAAGUGCUUCCUGAUGCUUUCAAGGAAGCCUCAGCUUCACAGGUUGCAUCAGCUGCAACCCUUUCUGUAGCAUUUAUGGAAGCUCUGAGCACAUUCUUUCAGAAUUUCAGUCAUGACUACAACUCUGAGGAUGCUUCUGGCUUUUUUGUUUCAUUACUUUUUGGUCUCGGCCCUUUACUUGGAGGAAUUAUUCUUGUUGUAUUUGCUCUUGCCUUACGUCUUCAGCAUGCUCUCCUCAUGAGCACCGCAUGUGGUAUUGCCUUUGUUCUUGGUGCCUGGCGACCAGUGCAGCUUAUUUUGUCUUCAAAAUUGGGAUUUUUUCCUGUUUUGUUACUCCUUGGAAUGGGGGCUGCUUUCAUCCAUGUUUCAUCAUCUGGUGUAUUAAAGGUGGCAGCAUCCAAAAAAGCCUCAGUCAAUGACUUACCUACACUCACCGGUUUCCCACUCAGUGUUCACACCCUUCAAUCAUUCAUAUCAUGCGGUGCAGUUGCAUUUCACGCUUUGGCUGAAGGACUUGCAUUGGGAGUGGCUGCACCAAAAGCAUACGGACUUGGUCGUCAUAUGGUCCUUCCAGUCUCUCUACACGGGCUUCCCCGAGGUGCAGCCGUGGCUAGCUGCAUAUUUGGAGCCACUGAUAGCUGGCUCGGUUCUCUUGCUACAGCUGCCAUAAUUGGAUUCAUGGGACCAAUAUCAGCAAUAGGAGCUAUUCUUACUGGUAUUGACUACAGUGGUCUUGAUCACAUAAUGGUUCUUGCCUGUGGUGGAUUGAUCCCUAGCUUUGGAAAUGUAGUAAAGAGAGCUCUAAGUUUGGACAAGAGGAAAAGCACCUGUGGCCUCAUCAUGGGUAUUGGAUUUGCUACUUUAUGUCUAACAUUCACUAGGUUGGUUUGUUUACAUACACCUUACUGCAAUUCUGCACCAGAAGCUGUCAGAUAAGAGUCUAGUGCUACCUUUGCCACAUGCUCUAUUGUUACUCUUGUAACAGUAGUAUACAUUUCUGUAAUUCGGUUUCUUGAAGCAUGGUUGCCCUAAUUUGAAGAGAUCCAUGGUAAAGAAACAAGAAAGAGCAAUUCAAAUGGAAGUUCCCUAAGAUGAAGGCAGAUUUACAAGUGACCAAAGUUUUCAUUUAGAAGAUAUCCAUUGGCGUCAUAUUUUAGUGCUUACCUGUAUAUACAGUUUUACACAUGAUCUAAAUUUGCCGACAAUGUAAAACUAUUGAGAAGUGAAACAGAUGAUAUCUUUUUUAUUAUUAUUCGGCGCUUUAUUUAUGAAUUGAAUCGAUAUUUUACAA
Messenger RNA from Glycine soja, 2701 nucleotides. Its product is annotated as putative zinc transporter At3g08650. Bases 550 to 2346 code for a protein of 598 amino acids. Gene Ontology annotation, cellular component: membrane. NCBI's taxonomy places the organism in Eukaryota, Viridiplantae, Streptophyta, Magnoliopsida, Fabales, Fabaceae. Gene Ontology annotation, biological process: zinc ion transmembrane transport. The record is from RefSeq and is a predicted model, not a curated record. The transcript is spliced from 6 exons. Gene Ontology annotation, molecular function: zinc ion transmembrane transporter activity.